AUGCUUCCGCCGCAGAGAUUUGGCCCCGUACGCGAGGUGGUGCAGAUCCACCGUCCGGACCCACAGCUGCGGGCCCAGGUAGGCGGCCUUGCCGUUCCACACGCCGAGGAAACAUGCGGAUCUGGUGCGGCCGGAGGUGUUGCAGCACGCGGAAAGAAUUCCCGGUGGCCCAGGGGCGGUAGCGGGUCGCUGGGCGAGGGCAACGAGGUGAAUGGCGAUUGGGGCGGCGCCUGA
Messenger RNA from Pyricularia pennisetigena, 234 nucleotides. RefSeq lists its product as uncharacterized. The coding region runs from base 1 to 234 and encodes 77 amino acids. NCBI's taxonomy places the organism in Eukaryota, Fungi, Ascomycota, Sordariomycetes, Magnaporthales, Pyriculariaceae. The transcript is spliced from 2 exons. The record is from RefSeq and is a predicted model, not a curated record.